GAUACGAUUACUAUUAUAGGUUACACAUUUGUUUAAAAAAGAUCAAACGGAUGUGUCCCAAAUGAAUCCUUCCUUUCGUCUGAAAAUGACUUUUUCAAAAGCGAAAACUGCUUCAUUCACUUAUGGAAUUGUAGAGCAGCAUGGCUUCCUCCUGCGUUAUUGAUUUCAAAUGUAAAGAAUCAUCAUACCCUUCCCCUUCCUCUUACUCCCUCUCUUAUAUACAAAUCAACAAAAAUUUCCUUUUUUUUUCUCCUUUUUCUUAUCUAUCUCAUGUCUUUGCUUGUAUUUAUUCUAUGCUGGACACACCACAGAGUUUUCGGCAAAAGUUGAAAUUAGUGAGUCAAAGUCCAUCGUCAGCCUCAACGUCCUUAUUGACUACAACUGAUGCUGCUGUUGCUGCUGCUGCUGCUGCGACAACCACAUCAUGCAAAAUUUCAGAGAAUAACAGACAAAAGGAUGGCCAUUUACCAACUUUUUUGCACACCUCUCUUCCUACUGUUGUAAACAACGGUAAUGAAAACGUGGCAAUCAUGAUAACGAAUGAAAGUCAGAACAAUAAAACUCUACCAACGAACCGUUUCAAAGAUCAUCAAAGCAAUAGUAGCCACCAUCAUGAGCCAUCACCUAGCGUCCUUCCAGCAGCAAUGACUACCAUGCUGAGCGCUGAUCUGCUUGAGGAACAGCAACAGGAAAAAUUACGAAGAAGUUCUUGCAUCGUCCCUCCCAGAUAUCAUCAGACAAUCAAUAAGGCUAUCACUUUGACGAACCAUGGUCUCAAUACUGGUUCUACCAACACCACCAUCAUAAACAAGACGCUUAAAAGAAGAAGCUUAUCAGAUGCUUUUUCUUCCGUUCCAUCCACCAAUCCACCCAUGCUCCUCACCACUGCUGCCAAUACAACAACAACAACAACAAGAUUACCUAUGCCUGCAGGGCCCAUCUUACCCUCCGUUACCAAAAAGCAUUCAUUUCACGAGCGUACGACAGCACGUAAAAUACCGUCGCCAACAAAUCUUAAGAAAGUAAAAAGUAAUCAAUUCAUCAAAUCUACUACUACAACAGCAGCAACAGCUCUCCAUCAGCAACAUCACCGCCGUCCUCAUCACGGUAAUAUUCUCAAAAGUAAACCCAGCUUUGAAUAUAAAAUAAACCAAAAAGAAUCAAAGAAGGAACCUUCGGCCACCACCACUACCACCACCACUACUACUACUACUACUAUUCCGCCUGUUCCUUCUUCUCCAUUGACAAAGCAGGUCACUACUACAGCAAUAAAGACACGGUCAUUGUCACGAACCACAAGCUUUGCAACAUGCAACACUACUUUGUCAGCAACCCAUACUUAUACCAGUAACAACAAAAAAUGGAGGAUUGGCAAUGGGGAUAAUAAGCAGGACAACGAACCCGUACCGUCAUCGUCCACAUCAUCAGCAUCAACCACCAUGUCGUCGUCAGCGUCAUUGGUAACAACAAAGACAAGUGACAAAAGUGAAGACCCUCUUCUUCAUCUUACAGGCACCAAUGCCUAUCGAAGAAAAAGUAGUUCUCACAAUUUAAGAGACGUGAAACGUAAGAAGAGCAAUCAACAAUUACCAGUGCCUACGCCUGCGGGCGCUACAAAAGAUAGUUGUGGAUGCAAAGCAAUCAUUGACCAUUUCCAACAAGAGCUGGAAAAGGAACGCUUGAGCUCACAAUCCUUGAUGAAACAGAAAGAAGCCAUCGCUAAGGAUUUGGAUUACUUUUUCAACUUGGCUGACCAAUUGACCGAGGAAAGAGAUGCAUUCAAGCGAAAAUAUACGAAUGAAAAGCUAAAGAAUGAAAAAUUAGCCAGCCUCCUUAAGAGCGCACAUCAUGGCACAACACUGGAGUCAAAUAAACUUUGGUCAACAACCCUACGAGUCGAGGAGGAGGAUCACGACGACAAAUAUGAAAACAACCCUUUGAUGGUAUCCAAAAAUGAAGUCAUCAUCUCUCUGAAAGACGAUCUGAAAUUCGCACAACAACAAAUCCAGAUACUUAGAAACACCAUGGAACGGCUACUCAAGGCGGAUGGCAGCGAAAAGUCGCAAACAAUGGAGGGUAGCUACCCCGAGGUAAAGGAACAGGACAAAGCCGUCGCUAAAGACUCUAAAGAAGCCGACAGCACAACGAGUAUGACAAAAGAGCCCAACGGCUCUACCUACUUCAAGCUACAUGCUUUGAGCCCUCCUGUUCAGCAAAAUGCAAUGUUGAGCCCCUCCUCCCCUACCUCUUGCUAUAGUUCGGGACUAGCCCACGGUAGCACUACGACGGAAGAAGAAGACGACAUCAUGUCCAUCACAUCCAAAGAUUCUUAUAGCAGUCAUAAAAGUCAUCGACUAAAAAUACAAUAUGAGCUUUUGGAUGAUGACAAUGCACAAGCAUUUGCAUUUGACGCUCUUCGAAAGUCUACUGACAAUUUCUCCAGAAAAAACGUUGUAUCUCAACGCAAGGAUCAAAUAGAAGAAAUACUUGUUGAAGUUGAUCUUCAAUUAAAUAGAGUCAAGCGAAAAAAUGAGCUGUUGUAUCUUACUAAUAAACUGUCCUAAGAACUUUCUAUUUUUUUUCAGA
Molecule: messenger RNA, 2586 nt
Organism: Mycotypha africana
Lineage: Eukaryota; Fungi; Mucoromycota; Mucoromycetes; Mucorales; Mycotyphaceae
Exons: 9
Coding region: 294-2564 (756 amino acids)
Source: RefSeq, a predicted model, not a curated record